Acanthosepion pharaonis is the source of this 696-nucleotide messenger RNA. The record is from the annotation of a GenBank genome assembly. Lineage: Eukaryota; Metazoa; Mollusca; Cephalopoda; Sepiida; Sepiidae.
AUGUGUAUAUUUACCACUAAUAUUAUCUAUCUAUCUAUCUAUCUAUCUAUCUAUCUAUCUAUAUGUCAUUUACAGACAGUGCUGAGAUGCUAUUUUUUUGUUUCUUUUUCUUUUUUUCUUCGUUACUUUUUUAUUUCUUUCUUUCGGUAUUUCUUUUUUUUUCUUUUUGUUAUGUUUUUUUUCUUUUUCUUAACGUUUGGAUCCUUUCGUUCGUUCUUUCUUUCUUUCUUUCACUGUUUCUUUUUUUUUUUCUUUCUCGGCGUUUUAUUAUUUGCUAAAUUUUGUGUUUCUUUUUUUGUUUCUUUUGGUUUCGUUAUUUUUGUUUCUUUCUUUCUUCCUCAAUGUUUCUUUUUUGGUAACUCUCUCUUGUUCUCUUUCUUGCUUAUCUUUCUUUUCAUCAAUGUUUCUUUUUUUUUUAAUAACUUUUGGUUUCUUUCUUUUUGCUUUCCAUAUUCUUUCGUUUUGUCCUUUGUUUCCUUCUCCAUGUUUCUGGUUUUAGUAACUUUCUCUUGCUUUCAUCAUUCAUUCAUUCUUCCUCUCUUUUUUUUUUCUUUCUUGCGAGCAAAUUGGCUGUCAGAUUUUUGUUCUUUUUUUUUUUUCAAGAGUCAAGGUCAUAGGGACGAGGCAUGCGGUAGGGUCGCAAAGGUCAACGCGCAAGUCAUAAUUCUUCUUUGUCGCCGGGGCACAAGCAAGUGA